AUGAUUAUGCAAGACUCUUCAGAUGCAUUACUACAAGCUGAGGCUAUCAAUUGUUUACAACGUUUGCAUAUGUUUGCGGCGCAGCACGUUCGUCCAAUGGGGCUGCUAUCCGAAUUGCAGGUUUGUCUCUCGAGCUCUGAUCUGCUUUUGCGCAGAGCCGCGGUUUCCUACAUGCGACAACUCAGUCAAAAAGAAGCAGACAAGUUAUACGACUGUAGCAUACCGGAGCCCGAUUCUAAUACGGCUCCAUCGGUCCUUAACAGUCCGAAGAAAUCAGCCACCGACAUUGCUGUCCCUCGUAUU
Messenger RNA from Echinostoma caproni, 303 nucleotides. Lineage: Eukaryota; Metazoa; Platyhelminthes; Trematoda; Plagiorchiida; Echinostomatidae. The record is from the annotation of a GenBank genome assembly.